CCUCUUUCACUGAGUGGAAGCAACAGGACGGAAUGGAGCAACAGUGAUCUGCAUCAACCAAACUACAAGGGCAUCAAAGUAACAGAAUGGAAGAGGAGCCUGCAGGUUUUGUCCUGGCCGACUAUGCAGUCUUUGCUGUCAUGUUGUUGGUCUCCAUGGCCAUUGGACUCUUCCAGGCCCUGAAGAAGAGACCAGGGGACGCCACUGCUGAUGACUUCUUUACAGGGGGUCGGAGCAUGCCGGCAGUGCCCGUUGGACUGUCGCUCUGUGCCAGUUUUAUGUCGGCAGUCCAGGUUCUGGGUGUUCCCUCCGAGGCCUCUCGCUAUGGCUUUAAAUUCCUCUACAUGUGCCUCGGACAAAGCAUCAACUCCCUGCUGACAGCUUUCCUCUUCCUGCCAGUUUUCUUUCGACUGGGCAUCACCAGCACCAAUCAGUAUCUGAAGAUGAGAUUUGGCAGAGGGAUGCAGCUGCUGGGGAGUGUCCAAUUUGUGGUGGCAACGCUGCUAUAUACAGGGAUUGUCAUCUAUGCACCUGCCUUGAUCCUUAACCAAGCAACUGGUCUCAACAUGUGGGUGUCUCUGUUUUCUACUGGGAUCAUUUGUACCCUGUACACCACACUGGGUGGCAUGGAAGCUGUGAUCUGGACUGAUGUGUUCCAGAUCAUUGUCAUGUUUGCGGGCUUUGUUGCCAUUUACAUCUAUGGCACAGUUCUUGUUGGUGGCCCUGCAGUGGUCCUGGAGAUCGCCAAAAACGGAUCACGUAUUAAUUUUGAUGAUUUUAGCGUUGACCCACGGCAGCGCUAUACUUUCUGGAGCCUGACUGUUGGGGGUGCAUUGGUGUGGCUGUCAAUGUACGGGGUAAACCAAGCUCAAGUCCAGCGCUACAUCUCCUGCAGAACAGAAAGAGAUGCGCAGUGGGCGCUGUUUGUGAAUCAAGUGGGUCUGUGCCUCAUUGUGAGCAGUGCAGUGACCUGUGGCAUCGUCAUGUUUGCUUAUUACAUCAGCUGUGAUCCGCUGAAGUCUGGGAGGAUUUCUGCCCCAGAUCUGUACAUGCCAUACUUCGUGUUGGACAUAUUCAAAAACCACCCUGGAUUUCCUGGUCUUUUCCUUGCCUGUGCAUACAGCGGGACUCUGAGUACGGCCUCCACAAGUAUCAAUGCAAUGGCUGCAGUAACCAUGGAGGAUCUGCUGCGACCUCACCUGCGGCACUUGACCCAGAAGAAACUGAUCCUCAUUUCCAAAGGACUGUCAUUCCUUUAUGGAGUCGGCUGUAUCACCGUAGCUGCUUUGUCCUCCUUCCUGGACUGGGGUGUUCUUCAGGGAUCGUUCACAGUCAUGGGUGUGGUCAGCGGUCCAUUACUGGGCGUAUUCAUUUUGGGGAUAUUUGUCCCAGCAGCAAACAGGCUGGGGGCGUUCGCGGGAAUAUCAGUGGGCUUCUGUGUCUCUCUCUGGCUGGCUGUUGGUUCAACUCUUUACCCACCCAGUGAGGAGAUCAUGGGUGUCCUGCCCAGCUACGCAGGCGAGUGUGGAGCCAGCAACGUCACCCUGAACAGCACCCACCACCAGGACCAACACUCCAUCUCCACCCGGCUUCACUCUUAUGACCAGGGGGGCCUGCUUAACUUCUACUACAUGUCCUACCUCUACUUCGGUGCCAUGGCGACUAGUUCGGUCGUGCUUGUUGGGCUGAUAGUGAGCUACGCAACAGGACCAACAAAGAGGAGUCAGAUCAAAGAGGGUUUGUUAUGGUGGGAUCUGAAGAAAAAGCACGUGGAUGCCCCAUCAGAGCGCAGAACUGGAACAAUGUCCAGGAUGUGUCCCUGCCUUCUUCACAAUACAUGCGGGGAUAUGCUGAAGCUACCUGUGAGCCUACAUAGCAAUAAAAAAAAGAAUCUUGGAGACAAGGCGACACAUAAUCCACAGCUUGUGCCUUUGACGGAUCUGCAGAAAGAAGACACAAAUGAAAAAGAAGGACCAGCAGAUGUUGUGAAUAUUAAAUCACAGCUCAGAGUUUAAGAAUUGGAAACGUAACUUUUUUAUACUGUACCAAUAAGCACUAAUGGCUGUGGCAUUUCCUCUCUAUGGGCAGUGAGAAUGUUUCAUAUUUGUGUAUUUUUCUUUGUUUGGAGAUAUGUGAAAAUGUGUUUGGAUAAUGAAGGGAUUUAUUGUUGUGCCAGUAAAUGUAUAGCCUGUAAUCAAAUACCCUCAGGUGUUAUUUGAAUUCCUUUAAUGUUGAAAGGCUCUGUCGUCAGGUCAUUAAUUCUGGUAUGUCCCAUAUCUGUAGCAAUGCACACCUGCACUUCGACCAGUGUUAGAGGACUUCUGACAGGCGGCCUGAGGUUAACUGUGUGUGUGUGUGCAGUAAUGGUAAUUCAGCUCGUUUCAUUUUCAAGUUUAUGUUUAUACAUUAUGUUACCCACAGCACCUGGCCAGCUAAGGAAGAGUCUUUUUUUAGUUUUAUUUUUUAUACAGAAAGUGAUAUGACUCUCUCAGUAGUUUCAUGUACAACUCCUAUAAAUAGAAGAUCUCCUUAUGUGUUUUUACAUAAAUAUGAGCCGCAGAAAACACUGUAAAGCUAUCGGAACCAUUUUCAGCCACAAUAGAUAUUUAAAAAAAAAGAGUUCAUAGAUCAUUACUCAUCCAGUCUACACACAGCCAUCAUUUUCUUUAGCCUCUUUCACACAAAGUUAAUGGUAAAUUAUUGGGAUAAUCCUUUACGCAACACUAUUUUUAACAUUCACACAUGCACUGCAUUUAGCUUUUCACACAUCUCAUGGCAAUGCUGGAAUAAAUGAUGCAAGGGACACUCAUUUAAUGGAUGCCGGCUGACAAAACAGGAAGAGAAGACGGGCAAGGCUGGAUGUACUUUGUAUACACUUAUUAUUAUGCUUAUUAAUUCCUUAUAAUUGUCUGGAACAUGGCAGGUGAGGAGCUGUUUUUAUCUGGUACCAAUGUUCUUGUAGUGUAUUUAAUAUUCAACAAGUUUGGAUACAAGUAAUGGGAACAAAUCUUGGAUUUUUAAUCAUCAGCUGAGUGUUGUGAUUGGUUUGAUUGCUCCUCAUGAAUGCAUUUUUGGUCUAACAGACGUCACCUUUUACAUGCUUGUCCCUGCAGUGUUACUGAUGAAAUGGAUGUGACGUCCUCUGUUGGGAAUAGUUUGUUGAAAUUACUUUGUGGAUAAAAGAUGUUUCCUUUAGCUUGAUUCCAGUUGCUACUGUUCACUGUCUGGCAAGCUACUGCUUAGCUCCAGCAUCAGUGGAAGAACAUUAAAGCAUCACAGUUUUCCUCCUACAAAUAAAAAGGAUUCAUAAGCAAUAAAAUACACUGUGCUAUCUUCAAUAAACUAACCUGACUUUAUGGCUCUUCUCCACUUGAGCUACCGUUUUGCAAUGAUUUAGCACUUAUCCCGUAUUUUCUGCUUGUUGCCACAGUCGUCUCUGUUCAGAAAAAGUCACACAGGUCGGCUUUAACUAAUGCACAUUCCUCAGCACAAUGCCAGUGGUAUUAGAAGUU
Messenger RNA from Epinephelus fuscoguttatus (brown-marbled grouper), 3512 nucleotides. RefSeq names its product solute carrier family 5 member 5 (gene slc5a5). Gene Ontology annotation, molecular function: symporter activity. The record is from RefSeq and is a predicted model, not a curated record. The coding region runs from base 87 to 2015 and encodes 642 amino acids. Gene Ontology annotation, biological process: sodium ion transport; iodide transmembrane transport. Gene Ontology annotation, cellular component: membrane. The transcript has 17 exons. Lineage: Eukaryota; Metazoa; Chordata; Actinopteri; Perciformes; Serranidae.